UGUUGAACAGACAGUUGUAGUCAGACGGAGCGAGAGCGGAGCAGAGGGAAGAAGUCAGAGUGGGCUGAGACACGCAACGCGCCGCGCCGGGCCGGGACGAGACGAAAACACUUGGAAAGUUUUACACUUCCAAAAAAGAAGAAGAAGAAGAACACGAAGAAGAAGACGACGACGGCUCUGUGCUCACCCGACGGCAGCGAGUCGCACCUCGGCUCCGACGUGUCUCCCCCUCCUCCCCCUCGGUCGGCUCUUCUGUCUCCCCCGAGUCCUUCCGCGACUCCUUGUCCCUGAUUUCCCGGUCGUCGCGCGCCCCGAGCCCGUGCCUCAUGGAGGGCCCAGUUCGGAUCCGUCGCCAUGAGAACGCGCUGCUCUCCUGAACCGUCCGGCGGCUCGUGCCCUGCUGCGGAAGAGGUUCACCAAACAGACGAGCGUGUGCGAGCGGGACAACACGGCUGCUGGCAGGGGUCAAAGUGCACCAUGGACGGUGGCCUAAGGGUCCUCCUGUCCACUGUGCUGUGUCUCAGCCAGUCCCUGUUCAUCAGCUGCUCAUCUCAAUAUCCGUUGUUCCUAUCUGAGCCCAACUCCCUGAUACAGAGUGGAGGCUCUGUAGUUUACCUUCGCUGCUCCGUCAGUCCCUCGACAGCAGUGGUGUCUUGGCGUUUUAAGGGCCAGGCCUUGGACCCCACUGCCCUGCCUGGUGUAGACCUCACCAAGGACUCCCUCACCAUCUCCUCCCUCCACCCCAGCCACGUUGGUGUAUAUCAGUGUGUGGCACGUUUAGACAACGGGCCCGCCGUAGCCAGCCGGCAUGCAACCGUGGCCAUAGCAGAGAUAUCAGAAUAUGAGGAAAACAGACGACGGUCAUUAGCAGUGCAUGAGGGCAGUACUGUCCUCAUAGAGUGCCCUUUACCCCGGAGCAACCCUCCAGCUCGCCCCAGACUCCGAGUACGAGGGGAGUGGCUUGAAGUGUCAACAGAUGACUACUUAGUUCUACCAUCGGGGAACCUUCAAAUCAUCUCGGUUUCCAACCGACACCAAGGCAUGUAUAAAUGUGGCGCAUACAAUCCCGUUACCGGGGAAACCAGGGUACAGGCACACGGUACUAAGCUGUCAGUCAAACAUUCAGAUGGCCCCUUCCCUGUGCAGAUAGUGUACCCUACCACUCCUAAGACUAUACCAGUGGAACAGUCACAACCUUUGACCCUGGAGUGUGUUGUCACUGGCUCAUCUGUUUCGGUAGUCGAGUGGUUGAAGGACGGCAAGAAAGUGGUACUGGGGCCUUCACAUCAGAAACAGCGUAACAACCUGGCCAUCUCAGCAGUCACACCCGGUGAUGGAGGGAACUACCAGUGUGCUGUCCAGGCGGAGACAGGGGUCGUUGUCAGCGCCAACUCUACUGUGAAAGUUCUCGAGCCUGUGUCCUUGGUGAGAGGCCUUACCCACCAGUCCUUCUCUCCUGGCUCCACGGCCCACUUUACCUGCCUAGCGAAGGGAAAUCCUGCCCCAAACAUCACCUGGUUGUUCAAUGCAGAUCCCAUCAACCCCUCGCAAGGCCUGCAGAUCUCUGGAUCCUCCCUCAUUAUCACGGACGUAACAUUGCAGUAUGAGGGUGUGUACCAGUGUCUGCUGGACAACACGGUUGGCUCUGCGCAGUCAGCCGGCAUGCUCACAGUCCAGUCGCAUCAUGAAGAGGUUGAUACACCGGGUGUGCCGUCAGCGGCUCUGCCAUCCAUCCAGCCCAUGCAGAGCGACGAGGGGGAGGAGGAGGAGCUAGGCGACACGAUCGGACCGCCCUCCGACAAGAACAGUGACCAGCCAACCCCAGAAGCACCAAUCAUCAUCAGCCCGCCUCAAACUCACAAGCCUGACGUGUACGACCUGGAGUGGCGGCCGGGUCGUGAUGGAGGCAGUCCAAUCAGCGCCUAUUUCGUCAAAUACCGCAAGGUGGAUGAGAUGGGCACGGUGGUUGGGAGCUGGUACACAGUACGUGUCCCUGGCAGUGAAAAGACACUGCGUCUGUCAGAGUUGCAGCCCUCCAGCCUGUAUGAGGUGCUGAUGGUGGCCCGCAGCUCAGCCGGGGAGGGCCAGAGGGCCAUGCUCACCUUCCGCACCGGCAAAGAGAAGACCACCUCGUCCAACAAGAACCCGUCCAAGGCUCCUGUGAUCUUAGCGCCCCCUAAGGCACCGGAGGACAAAAACCUCAACACACACUUUGGAGUUGUCAUACAUGACAGAGUGCCCGAGGCCCCGGACCGCCCCACUAUCUCCAUGGCAACUGAGAGUUCCGUCUAUGUCACAUGGAUCCCACGAGCCAAUGGGGGCUCCCCUAUCACGGCCUUCCGUGUGGAGUACCGGCGAGGCCGUAGCUCGGAGUGGCUUGUUGCCGCCGAUAACAUCUCUCCUCUCAAACUCUCUGUGGAAGUACGCAAUCUGGAGCCUGGCUCUACCUAUCGGUUCCGCGUCAUAGCUAUGAACAUGUACGGGGAGAGUCCCCACAGUAUUCCCUCGAAGCCCUACCAAGUGUCUCAAGCCAGCCCGCGCUUCUCAGACCGUCCCGUGGCGGGGCCCCACAUCUCGUCUACAGAUGCCAUCAGCGACACACAGAUCAUGCUACGGUGGACUUACACCCCUUCUAGCAACAACAACACUCCGAUACAAGGCUUCUACAUCUACUACCGCCCCACUGACAGCGACAACGACAGCGACUACAAGAGGGAUGUGGUGGAAGGUGUAAAGUACUGGCACAUGAUUAGCCAUCUCCAGCCAGAGACCUCUUAUGACAUCAAGAUGCAGUGCUUCAACGACGGCGGAGAGAGUGAAUACAGCAACGUCAUGAUCUGUGAAACCAAAGCACGCCAGCCCCCGGGGUUACCCAGCCAGCACCCCAUCACCCCGCCUGGCCCCCACUUCCCAGAGCCCCCCAGCCAGCCGGGAGGCCUGCUCUACCUGAUCGUGGGCUGUGUUCUGGGGGUGAUGGUACUCAUCCUGCUCGUCUUCAUCGCUAUGUGUUUGUGGAGAAGUCGCCAGCAGAACGCCAUGCACAAAUAUGACCCUCCUGGCUACCUGUACCAGCCUGCAGAGAUGAACGGCCAUGUCCUGGAGUACACCGCUCUGCCUGGCACUAGCCGCAUCAACGGGGGCAUCCACGGCGGGUACGGGCACAGCGGGCCCAUGUUACCCCAAACUUGCCAUCACCUCCACCAUAAACACCCCAACGGCUUGGCUCUGCUCAAUGGCUCAGGCGGCCACUUCUCACCCGGCCACCCACACAGCCACGAUGGCACCCUGCCCCACAGCGCUGUGGACUGCGAACACUCCCACCCCCACCCCCACCCCCACCACCACCAUAAUGGAGGAGGGAUGUACACGGCUCUGCCCCAGACAGAGUCUUCAGACUGCAUGAGCUGUCAAAACCUCUGCAACAACAACAGAUGUUACACCAAGACCAACGGCACUUUCUCCAGUGGCACUCUGUCCUUAAUGCAUCGCAUGGCUCCGUGCCAGCAGGAUGGGUUGGAGAUGGUCCCUCUGGGCCAGGUCUUGACUCAGUGCCACCGCCUUGACAGCCAGCCUGACUCUGGAGAGCGGCAGGCUGAGCCGGGGGACGAGCCAGACGAGGACAAGAGCUCCUCAGCCCCCCAGCAUUCCUGCUGUCUGGCCAGAGACGGUGUAAACUGCCCAGGCGACAACACUGCCGAGGAGGAGCUGAAGUGUGUGGACACCGAGGGCCCUGUGGUGUGUUGGGAAAGUCUGGGCCUGCCGGACUUGGACUGUGAUGAGAAGCCUGGAUGGAUCUCUGGCAACACCCUGCCAGGAGAACUGAUCCAACCCGGCCCGCAGGAGGUCUAAAACAAAGCCCCUCUCCCCACCAGCACCACCACCACACACACACAUUCACACACACACACACACACACACACACACACACACACUCUCAACAGAUGGGAUCGAUGGACAGACACCCAGCAGAAAAGACUGAGACAAAAACACCAGGGUUGGGGAAAUGAUGCAUGACGAGGACGAGGACGAGGACGAGCCGUGGCCUGGCCUGGUGUGGCGUGGCCUGCCGUGGCCUGGCCUGGUGUGGCGUGGCCUGCCGUGGCCUGGCCUGGUGUGGCGUGGCCUGCCGUGGCCUGGUGUGGCCUGGCCUGGCCUGGUGUGGCGUGGCCUGCCGUGGCCUGGUGUGGCCUGGCCUGGCCUGGUGUGGCGUGGCCUGACCUGGCCUG
Molecule: messenger RNA, 4226 nt
Organism: Lampris incognitus (smalleye Pacific opah)
Lineage: Eukaryota; Metazoa; Chordata; Actinopteri; Lampriformes; Lampridae
Gene: cdon
Product: cell adhesion associated, oncogene regulated
Exons: 19
Coding region: 355-3849 (1164 amino acids)
Biological process (GO): axon guidance; cell-cell adhesion; nervous system development
Cellular component (GO): plasma membrane; axon
Molecular function (GO): protein binding
Source: RefSeq, a predicted model, not a curated record